Drosophila miranda is the source of this 2244-nucleotide messenger RNA. Its product is annotated as glycine-rich cell wall structural protein-like. The coding region runs from base 24 to 359 and encodes 111 amino acids. The record is from RefSeq and is a predicted model, not a curated record. Lineage: Eukaryota; Metazoa; Arthropoda; Insecta; Diptera; Drosophilidae. The transcript has a single exon.
GAGAGUCGGGAGGAGCUUCAACCAUGGGCGGUGGUGGCGGCGGCGGCAGCACCAUUGGCGGCGGCAGCGUGCUGGGCGGACACGGCACGGGCAUGAGCAACAGUACGGUUGGCAUGGGAGCUCCUCCUGGCAGCUUGAUGCACGGCGGCGGCCCCAAUGGCGGCGCCCCCGGCAAUAUCUACGGCAAUGGCAAUGGCGGUGUGGUGGGUGUGGGUGGCGGCGGCGGCGGUGGCGGCGGACAGAGCACAGCCCCCGGUUCGGUGAUUGAUUCGAGGGCCGUGUCCGUCGUGGUGACACUGCCCGGCGGUCCCGGAUCCCAGCAUCCGGGGCAGGCGUUGAGCGACUACGGUCCCAUAUAGUUAAUGGUACGCCCGGACACCACGCACUGGGUCUCGACGAGCAGCUUCAGUCAGCUGUAAGGAUCCUUUCACUCACUCCUCACCAUCUCUGUCUCACUGUCUGUCUGUCUGUCUGUCUGUCACUCUCACACACGUAUGUAGUCUCCUCGAACACACACACCCACACACUUUCUCUCUCUCGUUCGGAAAAAAAAAGAAAGAAAAAAAGAAAGGUUUGAAGCAAUUGCCAUAUUAAUUCAUGUAGCCUGUAGUUUGUUUUUUGUGGACGGAGGCAAAAGGAAAACGCAACAAAAUGAGCAACAUUCUGCAUAAGAUUCUAGUCCAAAGACCUUUGUCAUCGAUAUAGCCGAUAACCGAAAGGAGAUAGUCGAUGGUCGAUAGCCAGCGAUAGCAGACGAGAGCAGCGUGAACGAAGAGAAACCGAAGCAGAAACGGAAACAGAAACAGAAAGUCGAGCCAAAACGAAGAUCAAAUCCAGAACCAGUCGCGCGGUCUGUUCCAUCCCUACCAUAGUCGAAAACUACUUUCCUAUUCCUAAUUAUUUAUACACAAGCCUUUCUUCUGACCCAUCCCAUCCGAACCCAUCCACGAACACUUUCUUCAACGAAAUAGACUGAGAAAUGCAAAGAACAGCAACAAAAAAACAAUUUAGAAGGAACUUACGAUACGAUACGAUGCGGGGGCGAAUGAUUGGAACGAUGGAAUGGAGAAUUUCGAGUAGUAGCACACUCCGCCCCACACACACACACACACACACAAACACUGCCAAGUCAGAGCCACGAGCCAUAUUUCGAAAUUACAACUAACUUUUAAUCAAACUAACUAAACUAUUAACCUUAACCUAAACACAGAAACGUAAACGUAAACUAAAACUAAAUGAAAAGAAAAAACAAAAACAGAUACAGAUAAAACCCUUUCGAAUGAACGUAGAAAUACAUAUUAAAAAUAAUGUCGCGAUUUCAGGGUUAUCGCAUUAUCAAAGAGCGUGGGCAAGAGCGCAACAGUGUUGCCAGAUACCAUUUGUAAAUUAUUUAAUCUAACCCUUAAGCCAUUACCCAACACUAGAUUUUGUACAUAGUAAUUUUUUCGAAAAACGCCGCAUAGUUUGUAAACGAAACAUUUUUUUUUUUUUUUGUGACGAAACGAGACGAGUCGUUACGAUACGAUACGAUACGAGAUGAGAUGAGACGCAUGAAUCCCUGAAACUAAAAUAGAAAUUGCAUUUCAAGCAUCAAAAGCAACUCUGCAUUUAAGCUCAAAAAUUGAAUUUAAUUUUUACAACAACCCACAGCCCCAGCCCCAGCCCCGUUUACCCCUUAAAAAUACAUAUAUAUCCAUAUAUAUAUAUAUAUAUACAAAUUGCCAAUAUUUGCAGCCGAAAGCAGGGCAUUUUUUUGCAUUUAAAAAAGCAAGCAAAAAUAAAAAUUGUAUAAAGCUAAACAUUUAUAUAUCUAAGAGUAUUAAAAUUAAAUUGUAAUCUUAGUCGUAAACGAAACGGAAGAAAAAAUAAGAAAAAGGAAAAGCAAAAGCAAACAAAAAUAUAUCUAUCAAGCAUUAAAAACUAUUGUAUUUAAACUUAAUAUUUAUAUAUACAUACAUAUAUAUAUUAUUGCAUACAAUACAUGUAUAUUUGUAUGUGUAAUUUUAUGGUAAAAGCGACAAUUUAACUGUUGGCAUUUCAAACCAUUUCACAUACGAAUCAAAAAGAAGGAAGGAAGGAAGGAGACGUUUAAAUUACGAGUAUAAAUUAUAUGAUAUAGCAACAACUACAAUAUGUAUGUGUGUAAUGUUUUUUUUUAGCAACUAUAACUAUAACUAUAUCCAUAAACAAGAGGAAAAAUAUGCAAAAGCUGUAAUAAAAACCACAAAAAAAAACACAUAAAAA